AUGGCAUCCAGGCAAGGAUCAGCAAAGCGUGGGCUUUUUAGGGCAACUACUUCCUCUUUCUAUUUGCCGAACGACAGGGGUAUUUCGGUAGGCAAAGAUGCUGAGCGGGAGAGGGCAGUUGACAGCGAGAACGGCAAUCGACUACGAGGGAGAUCAGUUGACAGCAACAGAGGGUAA
Molecule: messenger RNA, 177 nt
Organism: Trichoderma gamsii
Lineage: Eukaryota; Fungi; Ascomycota; Sordariomycetes; Hypocreales; Hypocreaceae
Exons: 1
Coding region: 1-177 (58 amino acids)
Source: RefSeq, a predicted model, not a curated record